CGGUCAAUAUGUAGCAUGCAUCCUUGAGCCUCUUUUCGCCUGUUCCUCUUGCACCAUUUCUCCCAGCUCCGGCUUAUUGUUCCCUGUCAACAUGCUGCAAUGUAGGCCUUGUCCUCUUCCGACCCCUAUCUCUCGCGGCGGCUGUGGUCAUGUCCGACGCAGAUCAGGACUCCCUGGCAUACCUUGUCAACCACCUCUAGCUAUGAACUCCUCUCCCUCCCCCAGUCGCCACCGUUCCAACUACACUUGUACAACCCACCUGCGCCCCUUCUCAGCCAUCCUUGGGUCUCCGCCUGGACUGGAGUUGAUCCAAGAAGCCUGUGCCAGGUUGCCAGACAGCCUACCGUCACCGCCGACCUCGAGUUUACUAUUCCCAGCUUCUGGGCGUUUCAUCCAUGCUCCCCACGUCAAUCUCCCCGCUCCAACUUACCGUUCUUGGACUCGAGGUUGGUGACUAUGGCUAUGCCUCGAACUUUUUCUUGUACAUUGUUGCCCUUCCUCGGCAGACAUCCCUUGACGCCCUGUCUUCUGGAGUUGGGUCAGGAUGCUGUACCCACACGGGCUUGUCCACGUCGUCCCCAUCCAGCCCUGCCCCCGCCCUGUCAGUCUGUACUAUCUGUAUGGUGGUAUAUAUGCUCGGCCCAGCCUCGCGACCCAUCAGCCAGAAUGUGCCUUAUCCGCCUCUCUCGUUCUCUACCGCACUCGCUUUCACUUACUGGGCCAAGUGCCAUUCCGUUCAUUUCUUGGUGAUCUCUUCCAUUCGAAUAUCAUCGUCCAUUCUUUCAAAAUUCCGAAUACUCGCAAGUAGCCAGUUUUUGCUACUCUGGAUAGACGAGAUUUUUACACAAGUGUUGUUCAUUGCCCAGUUUUCCUUCUCCUCGCAACACACUUACUUGGUGGUCCGAAGACAAGUUUAUCAAAUACACAAUGCUACCAGCAACCGCUGGCCUUCUCCUGGCUCUCGUGCCUACUGCCAUGGCUCUUACCCCCCCACCGGCAGACGGCAUGAACAUCAUCUGGUCAGAGACAUUCCAAGGCAAUGCCGGCUCACCGCCUCGGCGUGACACCUGGGACGUGGCUCUGGCUAUCGACACAAACAACGAGGUCCAGACUUACACCGAAUCAUCCUGGAACGUUCAAAUAUCCGGUGGCGAAACUAUCCAGCUCAUCCCUCGCAGAUCAAGAAGCGGUGUUUGGACAUCUGCGCGCAUUGAAACCAAGGCGGCAUGGACCCCUCAGCCGGGCGGAAGGAUGAAGGUUCAGUCCAUGUUCAGGAUGGGCGAGAACGCGAACAAGCAGGGCAUGUGGCCCGCAUUCUGGAUGCUGGGUGAUGCCGUCCGCAACGGUGUAGAAUGGCCCCUCUGCGGCGAGCUUGAUAUUUUCGAGCAAGUCAAUGGCCAACUCUCCGCGACGGGCACCGUUCACUGCCAGCAAGAGGUUGGCGGCAUCUGCAACGAGCCAGCCGGUCGUGGCGUAGCCACUUCCAUCCCCGACAACGGCUGGCACACCUGGGCUUUGGAAUGGGACCGUACUUCCAACAACUGGGCCACGGAGACCAUCACAUGGACACGCGAUGGUGUCGUAUUCAGCCAACUGAGAGGUAGCGAUAUUGGGGAUGAGGGUAUCUGGGCCACGCUCGCUCACAUGCCCUAUUACGUGCUCAUGAAUGUGGCAGUUGGCGGUACAUUGCCGGGCCCUCCGACCGCGGCCACCCAGGAUGGCUAUGGUAGCAUGAUGGAGAUUGGAUAUCUUGCCGUUUACCAGUCGCCCUGAUUAUCUUCAUGUACAUCAUUGCCACGAAGCUUUGCAUGUUCGCCGCCCGUCCGGAGCCUGAGCCUGCUUGAUAUCGCAGCUGCAGCGCAGCAUCGACAUCCCUCAACCGCAUUAGGUUGACUGCCGCCACAACUUCAGAGGCAUACAGCCCAGUUUUACUAGCAUGGUCCCCUUCCUCAAUUCGUGGAGCGUGGUUCUCUUGUUCCUCUAGUAUAUAUACCCCUUUCAAUAGCGAUAUAGAGCGGCUGUUUUUCACCCUGAAGUAGCCACGAGACCGAUCAGGCCGGUCCCUUUGGGUGAGAUGGUUACAAACCACGACAUCUGCAAGUCAACCGUUCAAACUAUCCCUCGUCAUGUUCGAUGUUCAUGCACGAAAACAGGGAUGAUGUGGAGAAUAGAUGAUGCAGCAUGACAAGGGGCAAGACAAGUCUUCAAAACUACUUUUCAUCCUUCUUAUAGAUAAAAACCUCUGGAUUAAUUGUUGAAAGCCUGUCUGUACUAGGCUUGUAUGCAAAGUGUGCAACAACCACAACCGCAGAAC
Messenger RNA from Colletotrichum destructivum, 2314 nucleotides. RefSeq names its product Putative glycoside hydrolase family 16, concanavalin A-like lectin/glucanase domain superfamily. Gene Ontology annotation, biological process: carbohydrate metabolic process. Bases 928 to 1773 code for a protein of 281 amino acids. The transcript is spliced from 2 exons. Lineage: Eukaryota; Fungi; Ascomycota; Sordariomycetes; Glomerellales; Glomerellaceae. Gene Ontology annotation, molecular function: hydrolase activity, hydrolyzing O-glycosyl compounds. The record is from RefSeq and is a predicted model, not a curated record.